Esox lucius (northern pike) is the source of this 5226-nucleotide messenger RNA. RefSeq names its product glyceronephosphate O-acyltransferase (gene gnpat). Gene Ontology annotation, biological process: ether lipid biosynthetic process. The coding region runs from base 137 to 2140 and encodes 667 amino acids. The record is from RefSeq and is a predicted model, not a curated record. Gene Ontology annotation, molecular function: glycerone-phosphate O-acyltransferase activity. Gene Ontology annotation, cellular component: mitochondrial membrane; peroxisomal membrane. NCBI's taxonomy places the organism in Eukaryota, Metazoa, Chordata, Actinopteri, Esociformes, Esocidae. The transcript is spliced from 16 exons.
AUGCGAUAGUUAUUUUUUCUGGAGUUGUUGAAAUUAGGUACAUAUCCAAGGAUUUAAUCAUUUUAUUCAGGUUAUAACACUUUCCGUGCAUCGAAAGCCUAUGCUGCUUCUAUGUUUUUAUAAUACCUGUUAAGGAAUGGCAUCGACAACUCUUUAUUCGCAAAGGGACCCGAUGCUGAAAAAGAGAGAUGACUUUGAAGACAUUUUGGAGGAAAGGAGAAACUCCAGCGACUUGAAAUAUGCAGUGAGGUGCUAUGCUCCGGUUCUUUACAAGGGACUUACUCCCUGCAAAGCAAACAUGCUCAAGAGCAUGGUUCUCCAAUCUGAUCACCUACGCUAUGUCAUUAAUCAGGUGUCACAAGAGUCUGGCGAGGCUCCUGACAUCAUCCACGAAGAAGCCUCUGUCAUUCUGGAGGAGAUGGCCCACCGACUCAAGAUCAGCACUGUCCGCUUCUUUGCCUUCACCCUCACCAAAGCAUUCAAAACCCUUUUUCAACAUAUCUGUGUAAACGAGGAAGGCAUCCACAGACUCCAGCAGGCCAUCCAGGAGCAUCCAGUGGUGCUGCUACCCAGUCACCGUAGUUACAUGGACUUCCUCUUGAUGUCCUACAUCCUGUACACCUACGACCUCGCCCUGCCUGUCAUCGCAGCUGGCAUGGAUUUCAUGGGGAUGAAGUUCAUUGGCGAGAUGCUCCGGAUGUCAGGAGCUUUCUUCAUCCGGCGCUCGUUUGGAGGCGACAAACUUUAUUGGGCUGUGUUCUCAGAGUAUGUAAAGACCAUGCUGAGGAAUGGGUUUGCACCAAUUGAGUUCUUCUUAGAGGGCACAAGGAGCCGAACCUGCAAGUCCCUCACCCCUAAAAUAGGGCUACUGAAUAUUGUGAUGGAACCUUUUUUCAAAGGAGAGGUGUUUGAUGUGCACCUUGUGCCUAUCAGCAUCAGUUAUGAGAGAAUCCUGGAGGAGUCUCUAUACGCCAGGGAACUCCUGGGUGUGCCCAAGCCUAAAGAGUCCACCUCUGGACUUUUGAAAGCCAGGAGAAUCCUCAGUGAAAACUAUGGCAGCAUUCAUGUGUACUUUGGCCAACCGGUGUCAAUAAGGAGUCUGGCCCAGGACAAGGUCAACCGCUGCAAGUACAACCUUGUCCCAAGACACAUUCCUCGGAAGCCCACGAAGGAAACCCAGUCAUUUGUGACCGACACUGCCUACAGAAUAGUUCGUCUGCAGGAGGACAGCAUGGUGCUGAAGCCCUGGGUCCUAAUGGCCUCCAUCCUCCUGCAGAACCUGGAGGGCCUGGAACUGUCUUUGCUGACAGAGCAGACCCUCUGGCUCCGAGGCCUGGCCCAGUCCUGUGGGGCCUUCCUGGACUGGCCUGACCAUACUCCCUCAGCAAAGGUGGUGUCAUCCAGCCUGGCUCUGCACAGGGGUUUGGUGUGCGUCUCAGGGGGCCGGGUUAGUUUGGUGCUGGGUGAGCCCCAGGGCUUGGUGACCCCAGAGGAAGCUCUCUUUAAUCGGGCUGUCAGCGUGCUGUCCUGUGCCUCCUACAGAAACCAGAUCCUCCAUGUGUUCAUCCGGCCUGCCAUCCUGGCUGUUGCCAUACACAACGCUGCCUCUUCGAAGAAGGAUGAAGUGUUCAACUGCUUCAGCUUCCUUUGCAAAAUGUUCUCCGAUGAGUUCAUCCUCUGUCCUGGGGACACUGUCCAGGACUUUGAGGAGGCUUGUUACCUGCUGGUUAAAAGCGGUUCUGUUCAGACGCUGCAACAGAACAUUGUGGUAACAGACCGAGGCCAGUCCACCCUCUCCUUCUUAAAUGGCCUGCUUGAGUCCUUCCUUCAAGGCUAUCAGGUGGUAUGUCAGUAUUUCUGUGAGGAGGCCUGUGACAGCCUUACAGAGAAGCAGUACAUCCCUGCGGUCCGCAGCUUUGCUGUCAAACUCAUCCUGGCAGGAAACCUGAGAUGCUAUGAGGUGCUAUCGUCAGACAUGCAGAAGAAUGCUUUAGCCGCAUUGUUGCGCCUGGGCGCUGUAAGCAAGGUCAAAGUAGCUGAUCAAGUAACUCUCAAAGUGAACAAGCUGGCUGUGAAUUCAUUAGAAGAUACACUGGGAGGCAGACUUCCGACUCAGAAAGCUGUCCUUGCUCGAUUGUAAUUCCUUCACUUUGCAAAGCCAAUGAAAACUCUGGAGUGUACAGGAAACUCUGCCUUCAUUACCAUAAUGCAACAUUUUCCAGGAGUGCACAGCUUUGCUGACUACAAAGGCUGUUUUCUCAUCAUUUUUUUAAAAGGGACUUCACAGGACUGCCAUCUGGGACGCUUUUAAUACACACAGUCUUCAAAAAUAACACAAAAAACGUUCCUUAGAUCUUUGCUCAUGCUAACUACAUUUUUAUUUUGUAAUCACUUCCAAGGUUGCCAACCUAAUUUAAGUAUUAACCAUUUUGAUUAACAACGUUUGUGGUUUGUUUUCUAAUACUGUGUUCACUCAUUAGUAUAUAUUCUUUAUUUGUUAUUUUGGGGUUAUGGAGCUUGCUGUUGCAUAGCUGCUGGUAUAGUCUGUCAGAGCUUUGUAUUGUAUUGCACUUUUGUAUUUAUUUAUGUAUUUGCAUCGACUUUCUCCUCUUUCUGUCUCUCUCCUCUUGGGAUUGCCUUUGGAUGUUUUUUUUUUCGGGGAAAUCAUUGUUACAAAAUUGGGUUUUUGUUGUUCAUGGACCCAAUUGAGGGUGCCAGCCUAUGUACAGUAUAUUAAGUUAACACUAGGUCAAUCAUAAAUUGUAUUUACUAUAUUUUGUUAUGUGACAAAAACGAUCACCAGGGAUCUAUUUGGAGAGGUGACCGUGAAGCACCCCUCCUGUGAUCCAAGCCAAAGGAUUUGGGAUGAUUUCUUCUGAAGGGAAUAAUAUCCAUCCAAACAUUUCCCAGGAGAGGCAUGUGUUGUUCACAUGCGUUUUAUACAGCUACGGUGCAGCAGGCAGUGAUAGAUAUCCUACUGCUAAUAUACUGCAGCGUCAUCGACUGAGGAUUUGCUAUAUUGUCUAAACAACAUUUCAGAUUUUGUCUUGUAGGUGGUACAAAGUCAUGAAACACAUGACCAUUGAUCUCUGUUACCAAGUCAUCUGUCGCCGAGUGGCAGCUGAUGCGUUUAAUCCGGGUCUCCUGCCAAAGUUUAAAGUCCUUGUUAACCUGUCAGUCUGUCGUGCAGGUUGCAAUGUAUAUGUGUUUUGCAGUGGAAUUAAUAUUGUCUGAGCACGUGAGCGCUUUUGCUGUUUGGUGAUACCUAACUGUUUGACGGUGUGUGUCUGUUUGAAACCAUCAUCAAUAAUGGCAUUUGAAGUAAAUCUACAGCUGAGGCAAUAAAUAUGUUAGACGGCCUGAUUGUUCUGUGGACUAUGGUGGUGUUACGGUUAUCAAUAAGCGAACGUGCACAGUGUUUAUAAUCUGCCCAUAGAGGGCAGGCUUGCUCCUCUUUCUUCAAAAUCUUCUACGCUGUCGAUUUCCAGGGAAGUAAUUUAGACAGACGUGCCGUAUCACGGACGUAUUUUUCAUCAUGUUGUUUUGUUGUCAUGCUGCUGAGUAAGAAAAUACAGCCAGCAAAUCCCCAGACUUCCAUCCAUUUCUCUCUGACUAACUGUUGGGUUCUCUACAGUCACCGGUCUGCUCACACUAUAUUUACCUUCUCAAUUCAGCCCUCCGUUGAGCUCUUUUAACAGCAAUAUCAGCACCUUUUUUUUCAUGACAUCCUUUAUUUAAGGUGCAUGAACCAGAUUAACUCCGUUCAACUGUGCUGCUGCUGCUGAACCGAUAAGGCCGGGUGGGCUUUCCAUCUGCAGAAGUGCAGCUUGGGUUUUUAACACCAAUCUUUGCUUUUCCUAUUACUCCACUAACCCGCCACUUCAUUUGGUUUGUAUUGAGUUUGUUAGCGUGCUCCUGGGAGUGGUGGCCUCAUCAUGAAUGGAAGAUAGGUUCACUGGAACUCCCCUGGGGCCGAUGACAACUCGGUUACUCUGAUUGAUUUAAUACAUUUCCUUAAAUGGCUCGCUGCAUAAGUGUGAACACUAAGCCCUGGUCAUUUGCUCAGGUAACAAUUAUGUGCCAUAAUGACAGCCCCAUGGAAAAGGCCAAUGACAGGGCAUGAAUGCUUUACAGUUGGAGAAAAUUCAUUCAGCCUUCCUAUGUUGUCAUGUCUCACACUUCGGAUGGAGCAGUAGCUGUCUGAACACUGUCAGCGAUAGCAUUAAGUUAAAAGAGCGACGAGAUCUUGACACGGCGGGGAGACGCUUUAGUCCCCUGACUUCUCAGAGUCUACUCCUAGCUCCCUGCACCUGCGUGUUGUCUAAUUUGAGGGAUUUGCCGAGUGAGGAUGUCACACCUUGUGGAACACAUUGUUUUAACUUCAGCCAGUGAUCUGAUCCAUUAGCAGUCAUCUCUCACACCACUGGGCCUACCCGAUCCCCCCCUUUUCCUGUCCUAUCCCAUAUCAGUGCAGUGUCUCAGCUCUGUGAGAACUCUCGAGAUGCCAGUUUGACAGGAAAAUAAAUGAUAAUCCUCAGAUAGCGACCACAAUGAAGUGACAGCCUGGAGAAGAUUUAAUAAAAUUCCAUACAAUCUAAUUGAAGUGGUGAGCCUGAAGUGGUGAGCCCCCCCCUCCCCCGCUCCCUCCCCCACAGAGAGCGAGCUCUCUUUGUUUUUGUUGUGAUCUCUGAAGUACACAUUAUCACUAUAAAGAAAAAAAGUAUUUGGUUAAAUAAUGAAUCUUCCAUAGUGAGUUCUUCCAAAAUCUUCGCACCCACCUGCCAUGCAAAUGAGCUAAACAAAGUUGUUCUCAAAUGAGAAAGCAUCUGCUGUGAUAAUGUAGGAAAUUAUGGCACAGAAUGUUGAUCAAUUAAGUUCUUUAAUACAGUGUGUAGUAUGUGUAUAUUGUAUUUUUACUCUGUACAUAUAUCAUAUGAAAGAAAUCCUAUUGUACAAUGCCUUACAUGCAUCAGAUGGCAUUGAUCAAGCACGUUUAAUAUGCUGUUAAUGUAUUGCAUUAUCCACGCUUCAGCACAAAAACAUGUGUUUUUAGGCUUAUCUUCUUCUCUGUACCCCCAAAAUUGGAUAUCAUUACAGUCAAAGAACAUCUUAAUGUGUUAUUUCCCUUCCUUUGAGAUGAGGUUCACCGCCUUUACCUGUGAGCUCAUCAAUGGAAGCACAAGAUGUGUAACAGACAUUUAACAUCUAUUAAAUGAAGGCUCUGCA